Molecule: messenger RNA, 3687 nt
Organism: Callorhinchus milii (elephant shark)
Lineage: Eukaryota; Metazoa; Chordata; Chondrichthyes; Chimaeriformes; Callorhinchidae
Gene: tcf25
Product: transcription factor 25 (basic helix-loop-helix)
Exons: 18
Coding region: 84-2102 (672 amino acids)
Cellular component (GO): RQC complex
Source: RefSeq, a predicted model, not a curated record
GGACACGCACUUCCGGCGGAAGUCGGGGGUGGGUUUGUUUGCCGUCGGCCGGAAGCGGCUCCCGGCUCCUGUCUCGGGCCGUAAUGUCGUCGCGAAGCCUGAGGAAGCUCCGGGGGGAGAAGGUGCAGGAGCCGCCGCCCGAGGACGGGGAGCAGCCGCUGGAACCGGCGCUGCCCCGGAAACAGAAGGGGAGAAAGAAACAGCAGAUCGUCAGCAACUUGUACGAGCUGAUACAUGAAGCAGAUGCUGAGAACAACCUCGCCAACAAAUUGCACGAUACCGAAGAUGAGAAUGAUGUUAAAUUAAGGCUGAAAGACUCCGAGACAGGAGAGAAGGAGGAGAAAGAUGAUCAGACGGAAUCUGCAGAGAAGUUUGAAAAUGAAGAAAAUGAAGAGUUGGAAAAAGAGCCUGAUGUCCUUCAGACUGGUUCAACUAAGAAAUGCAAACGAAAAAAGAAGAAGAAAAACAAGAAGACUGUGGCUGCUGAUGCUCAGGAGGGUUCUGCUGAUGACAUUGACAGCAUAUUGCAAGAGAUUGAUGAGACCAAUGGUUACUGUUACCAAACAGAAAUGGUCACCUACGAAACAAAACCGCUGCUGUAUGUUGAACACAGGAAUCUGAAUCCAGAGAAUGAACUAAAGAGAUAUUUUGGCGCCAGAGCAGUUCUUGGCGAUCAAAGGUCAAAGCAGCGACAUCGCCCAUUACACCGGAGUAUGUGGCUGACAGCAGCAAAAGAUACAUGGCCACGAUAUGCAAAAAUAGGAAUUUCUAUGCAGCUGCUUGAGACAAAGGGAGGGAUCCAAUACUUCACUUUUGAACACAACCGAGAUUAUCAACAAGCUCAAUUCAAGUUCCUGGAUGCAGUGGAUUCAAUGGACCCGAACAACAUUUUGGCUUUGCUGCGCGUGAACCCGUACCACAUUGACUCACUUUUACAGAUCAGUGAUGUCUGUCGGAUGCAGGAGGAUCAGGAAGUGGCACGUGACCUAAUUGAAAAGGCAUUAUACUGCUUUGAAUCUUCAUUUCACCCAGUAUUUAGCCUGACCAGUGGACAGAGCCGUCUGGAUUAUCGCAGAGCUGAAAACCGAUCAUUCUUUCUUGCACUAUACAAGCACAUGACGUUUCUAGAGAGAAGAGGUUGUCCACGCACCGCAUUGGAAUUUUGUAAACUUAUUCGCUGCCUGGAUCCUGAAAGAGAUCCACUGUGUGCUCUGUUGAUGAUUGACUUCCUGUCAUUGCGAGCACGAGAAUAUGCUUUCUUGAUACGACUGUAUGAGGAAUGGGAGUUUCAUUUGAAUCUCUCUCAACUCCCAAACUUUGCGUUCUCUGUUCCGUUGGCUUGUUACCACCUGAGCCAACAAGAAGAUUUGCCAGACUCUGAACGCGCUCGAAUGGAAGAACAAGGAAAACGUCUGAUACAGACCGCCUUUAUAAUGUUUCCCAGUGUGCUGAUGCCAUUACUGGAUCAGUGUGGUGUGCAACCAGACCAAGCUGUAUCAUCUCACAGAUACUUUGGACUUGAAGUCCAGAUAAGGCAACCAGGUGCACUGAGGCAGUUAGUCGCACUGUUUCUUGGAAGAAACUGGCCACUCUGGAAAGACCCAGGAGUCAUGGCUUGGCUCGAGGACAAUGUGAAAGAGGUCUUAAGACGAGUAGAUGCGAAUGACCCACUUGUCGAGGAAUCUGAGAAUAAGCGAAAAAUUAGAUACCAGAAUGUCCCCAGGAACAUCCAUCGCCACAUUAUUCUUUCUGAGAUAAAAGAAGCUAUUGCAGCCUUGCCACCGGAGGUGACAACCCAGCCAGUGAUGGGUUAUGAUCCACUUCCUCCACUGGAUGGCAUUAUCACAUACACUAGACCUGAAAGGACAAAUCAAGCGCCUGACGGGAGCACUUUAUCACUGUUCUUUCGAUCUUUGCUGCCCAAUUUUAAUCUCCAGGAGGACAGGAGACAGCAAAUGGAAGGUGAGGGUGCAGAGGUCCAACAUGAGUUGAACCAGGGAGUAAAUAGGCUCAUGGCUGCUAUGAGAGAUAUGUUAGCAAACAUUCGCUUCCAGGAGCCACCGCAAGAGGAAUACCAAGAGGGUGAUGGAGAAUGGGAUUGAUUACUUACCACCGCAACAUUUCUGUGACCUUCAAUUUAUAACUGGUGCAUUCUAUCACUGUGUUUAAAGCAAACUGCAUCACAGUGAUAUAAACCCACUUAUUAAACCUGUGUCACUAUAUUGCAUUUAGUUCCAUGAUUAUUAAUGAGUGUUUCAGUGCUUUAGACACACUUGAGCUCCGACGGUGAAAUGAAGAAAGAAGCACUUUGUAUGUAGGUUUCUAAUCUUUAAAUUGCUCAUGUUUUUAAAGAGACGCUCAACACAUAGAAAAACAAUGGAUCACCCCAAAGACUAAAUGGCAAGAGAAGCUACUGUCUUGUAUUUAUUGCGGUUUUAAUUUAAACUCAUAAAAUAACAUGGAUUAGAAUAUAAUACAUGCAAGAAAGCGCUCAUUACUGUAAACAAGCAGCUCAGUAGUGUGGUAGUCAUGUGCUUGUCUUAAGCCAAUAUGUCUGAUUCUCCCUCACAGUUGAUAACAACAGCUUGGAAAAGGAAUUGACUGCAGUGUAACCUGCUUGUAUUUUCAAUUUAGAUAUGCGCUUGUUUCUGAUGACAUCUAGAGUAAUAUAGGCACUAUUGCUAUAGAGGAGUGCAGAGCUGCUGAUCGGCUGUUGUAAGUUUCAAGACAGUAUAUGACAAAGUCUAGGAAUGAGAGUGAAAAACUAGUGAUAAACACUACACAAAAAUUAAAUCCAUUGGUACAAGGUUGGUGGAAAAAAGAGGAAAUCUGAUAACCAGGUUCUAGGCCCUUCUGGCCACCAAUAGAUACAGAACAGUAAUUAAAACCUACACUGUUCAUAAUGUUACCCUUUACGAUCAAGAUUUUAUCUUCAUAUCUUGUUUCUCGUAUCUAGUCUUCCUGCAGCUACUAUACAAAGUUGCAUUAUAAUAAUCCUGCUUCCCCCAUCCACUCCUCCAUUCUUCUCUCCUUAUCUCACUCUUGAAGUGCUGUUUAUUGGGGUGCAGUUCCAAGCAUGGCAACUGGCCUCCAGCACAGGCCAAUGGCCAUUUCUUUGUGUGUUCAGGCAGUGACUUCUUAUUUGACGGGAAGCAGCCAAACCAAAUCAUCGCUUCACUCUCUUAUCUUAUAUUUUACAGGUACAUUUCAGGGUAGGUUAGGUGCCAGACAACACAGUGGUCUUGAGCCUUUUCACCCCUUUUCCCCAGGUGACCCACGCUAUGUUCCAGCGUAGAAUUGACCAGUAAUUCAACCUUGGAUGUGUCUCAGCCCACACCACGCAGAACAUUUAAUUAUUGCUUCUUUCUGUGAUCUUAGUGUGAACAAGAGAUUAGGGAAAACACAUAUUUGGAUUUGCUCACUUGUGUUUCUUGUAUUGCUUUGAUAUGUUAUCCUCCAAAGUAGGUAAUUUUAAUAAAUUCUCAGAUUCAUUUUUAUUUGAAUUGAUGAUAAGCUAACCAAGGCAUGGGCGCACACAAUUUGGAUUUGUCAUUAUUGAAUUUCAAGACUGAGCAACUUAAAUUGUAUUGGGAUUGUACAUACAGUAUUUUCUGUGUCAUUGUCCUUGUUUUCUUUGGCCCUUAUAUUGCCUGCUGGUAAAUUAAAUGUGUAAAUCGUGUGAAUGUA